Penaeus vannamei (Pacific white shrimp) is the source of this 2979-nucleotide messenger RNA. RefSeq lists its product as uncharacterized. The record is from RefSeq and is a predicted model, not a curated record. NCBI's taxonomy places the organism in Eukaryota, Metazoa, Arthropoda, Malacostraca, Decapoda, Penaeidae.
CAUAAGUCAGAUGGCAGCACGCUGGACAAACAUCGCCCCGGGAAGAUUCAUAAUGAUUGUGUGAUAGUGUUUUCUUCAUAUUUAUUGUCUCAUUGUAUGAUUUAUGGAUGAACUGUAAGUGCGCGAAAUGCAUGUAACCAGUGUCAUGUUGAUAUAUUUAUAUGGCUUCAAAUUAAUUGAGGAUAAUUGUUUUGAAGCAGGAGGAGUCGUGGACUUAGUCUCUGUGAGCCGAGAAUGAAAUGGCUUCGAACAGAUCUUGCAAAAAUAAGCCCAACGUAUUCUGCUACAUCUGCGGCGAAUACACCAUUGUUCCUAACAGGAAUCCAGUCACAAGUUUCAUAAAGCGUGCUUACCAUGCUUAUUUUAAUAUUAAACUUGGUGACCAGGAUAAAGCCUGGACGCCACACAUGGUAUGCAAGGCAUGUGCCGAGAAUCUGCGUCAGUGGACCAAGGGCAAGAAGAGUUGUCUGAAGUUCGGAAUUCCCAUGAUCUGGAGGGAGCCGACAAACCAUGCCACUGAUUGUUACUUCUGUGCUAUUGAUAUAACUGGGGUCAACAGAAAAAACAGGAGCAGCCUUAAAUAUCCUGAUCUUCAAUCAGCACGUCGUCCUGUAGCUCACUGUGAUGAAAUCCCAGUACCUGUCUUUAGAGAACUUCCUGACAUUAGUGAUAAAGAUCCCUCCGGUGACCAAGAAGAUGAAGAAGACGAAGUGGUUCUUGACGAUAAUGCUCCACAUCCUUUUUCCCGAAAUGAGCUGGAUGAUCUAGUCCGCGAUCUCAGCUUGUCAAAGUCCUCGGCCGAACUGUUGGCAUCCAAGCUGAAGGAAAAAAACCUCAUCACUGACAGUGCUCGCAUCACCUACCGCAACAGGCAUCAAGAGUACCUCUGUUUUUUCUCUGAAGAGAAAGGCUUGGUGUACUGUACGAAUAUUGCGGAUCUUCUGCACAAGCUUGGAGUGCCACACUACGAUCCCAAAGAUUGGACACUGUUCAUUGACAGCAGCAAGCUAUUAUUGAAAUGUUUUCUGCUGCACAACGACAACCAGUUUGCCUCUGUACCCCUCGCUCACGCGACUCACACUCUGACGGAGAAGUAUGAAGCAGUGAAGUAUGUGCUGGAGAAAAUUCGUUAUGAUCAGCAUGAGUGGGUUAUUUGUGUUGACCUGAAGAUGGUGACUUGUCUGUUGGGACAAGAGUCCGGGUACACCAAGUACCCAUGCUUUCUGUGCAUGUGGAAUAGUAGGGACGAAUUUAGUCACUUCACAAAGAAGAACUGGCCUGUGCGGGAGGAACUAGAGCCUUGCAGAGCAAGAAACGUCAACAACACUCUGGUGGACAAAGACAGGAUAAUCUUUCCGCCGCUGCACAUCAAGCUCGACUUGAUCAAGCAGUUCACCAAAGCUCUGGACAAGGAGGGUGGCUGCUUCAUGUACCUGUGCCAGGCUUUUCCAGGAUUGACCAUGGAAAAAUUGGAAGCUGGCAGCUUUGACGGUCGUCAACUCCGUCAGCUCAUCAGAGAUCCUGAAUUUGAAAACUCAAUGAACGAAGUGGAACUGAUAACGUGGAAGGCUUUUGUUCUGGUUGUGAAGAACUUUCUUGGCAACAACAGGGCCAGGAACUACUUUGAACUCGUCAACGAUAUGAUUGUUGCUUUCAAACACCUCGGAUGCAUCAUGAGCAUCAAAAUGCAUUACUUAUUCUCUCAUACGGAUCGGUUUCCUGAGAAUCUUGGAUCAUUGAGUGACGAGCAUUGGGAGAGAUUCCACCAGGAGAUGGAAGAGAUGGAGAGCAUGUAUCAGGGUCGCUGGGAUGCUGUCAUGAUGGCUGAUUACUGUUGGACUCUGAAGAGAGACACCCCUGUCGCUAAGCAUUCGAGAGGUUCAAAUAAACGGAAGUUCAUGCCCUGAAUUUUGAACAAUGAUGACGUAACAUUUAAUUCACAUGUACUUUUACCAGUGUCUACUAUUGUAACCGAGGUUUUUAACAUUUGAUUCGUGAACUGUGUUAGAAAACUUUUUUUUUCUUGAAAAUCUAUUUCAGAUGAGAAAUAUGAACAAGAAUCAACGGAUAUUACAAAACGAUAAUCGAUUUAGUAAAAUCAGAUUUUUAAAAAAUCAACUUAGCUUAAAAACCUGAGCUGAACAAGAGGAACAGUUGUCAUUUUCGGAUUCAGUGAUGCAAAAUUGUCUCUAAAUCAGUUUAAAAACAUAUACAGCUUACUUGAUUUGUUACCCUGUGUUAUUACUAGCAAAUUAAAAGGCAGGUGAUAGAAGUACAGAAAAUAAUAGACAGCCACAUCCAUUCGCUGACACUAACCAAAGUAGUUAUGAUAGAAUCUCCAAGAGCGAUGUGACAGCAAGUUUUUCUAUUAAAUUUCUUAAUUUUAACAUUAAAAGAAACUGGGAAGGUCAUCUGCGAAAGUGAAUCUCCAUCCUCUAAUACUCGCUGUCAGUAGUCACUUGUGAAAAAAGGAUGGGCUUAAAAAGGAAAAAAUGCUGCUCUACUCUGCAAGAUACAGAUAUAUUUAGGGUCUGCGCUUGCGAGACAGCUGAACUAUACAUAGUAAUGUAUCUGGUACUAAAUCACUCCACAGACACCCUUAUACGAUGAGCACAGGUGAUUGAAAAUAUCUUUUCAAUAUUUUGAAGUUCUCGAAACGAAAUGUGAAGAAAUACUCCUUCACGCCCAGACGAUAUUCGGUGUUCUUUGCGGUGUUGAAUCCGUAAGAUUUUUAUCAGCUAGUCAUAAACGUAAUCACAAGAACAAGAGGUAUCAUUUCCUGUGAAUUUCUGGCUCUGCUGAAGCCUUUAGAGAUGAUUGAGUGACAGUUGAUCAUUUUAUUGAUUGUGAUGGUAAAGAUGAUGAGGAUGUACUUGUUAAUGAUAGAGUAAUUGUAAAGGUAAUCGUGACUGAAUGUGAUAUUAGUAUAUGAAGCAUUGUAUAUAUGCGAACUAUUUAUAUAAAGUAGUGAAACCUUAA